UUGGGUGCUAAGCACCAUCGGCUCGGCCGAGAUAGGGUUGCCCUAUGUAGUCCAAACCUGUAUAACUCUCUGUAACCAAUGUAUCAUUGCAACCAAGCUUUGUAGAAUCGUUAUAAAUACAAGUUUUCGUUGUUGAUACAUCAGCGUCUGCGUCCUUCGAGCCGAUCUCACCCAUUGAGCCACCUGUGCAGACCGUCUCUGACGGUGCGUCCCGGACGCCGAGGUGGGGGUGAGAACCACGCAUCAUCUUAGGAAGAGGAGAGACCCUCUCUCUUUUACUGGCGCAGCCGACAGGAUGGCUUCGUUGGACUGAGCGAGACGAGCUGGAGGUAUCAAGGAGGGCACCGCCUCAAGCGAAGACUGAACUUGAAGAUUGGUGGCACCUCCGGUGAUCACCAAGGGUCCAGGUGUCGAGAAGGAGCCCGAGCGGAGAGGCAACGAGAACCUUCGAGCGAAGAGCUGACUGCGAGACGGCGACAAGGCCUCGACAAGGAGUUCUUCCGUGACGGACAGCACCGUGCUCCGUAGCUCACCCGUCUACAGAACCGUGAGUUCUCUCGUUCUCUUCGUCUUUGCCAUUGUUGUGUUUGAGAGGUAGCAGAACAAAAAAAAAAGGAGGUAAAACAGAACCGGGAUGGCGAGUGAGAGCGGUGAGGUUGGAGAUGGUCGGGGCGACGAUGUAGAAUUCCAUUUGUCAGUGGAACAAAUGGAAUAUCACUUGAAAAUGGCGGAAGAGCGGCGCCGUGCUCUGGAAAUUGAGCUGGAACUGGCAAGGCUGCCCGCCGAGGCAACAAUGCGAGGGCAGGCCUUGGGCGGUAAUGAUUUGACGUCAGAGAGGAGUUCUGAAUGGCGUCGGUACUCUAAAUUAUUAUCGGGGGCAUUUCCUAAAUUCCCUAGUGAUGCAGAGGUACCUAUUUGGUUUGAGUCUGUGGAGGGCACACUAGAGGCCUACGAUGUACCUAGGCAGUUUUGGGGUCAAGUCGUGUUCCCGAUGAUCGCUGAGCGGAUGGAGUACCUUUCUACUAGGCUAACCGCAGCACAACACCGCGAUUACGAGAGCGUAAAGGAGGUAGUGCUCGAAGAGCUUAAAUUGUCGCCCGCGGAAUACAAAGGGAGAUUCCUCGGUGCACGAAAGCGCAAGACGGAAACGUGGAAAAGUUUCGCUACGAGACUGCGCAGCUUUCUCAAUUUUUAUGUUAGCUCCAGAGAUGUGCAGACGUACGAGGAGCUGGUCGAGCUUCUAGUGGUCGAUCAGCUGAAGACAGGCUUGUCAGGGGAGGCAUUGAAAUACGUUACCCUACGUGAGGGGACAACUUGGUUCAGGUCCUCGGAAUUAGCCAGGUUAUUGCAAACUUUUGAUGACGCUGCGGGCAACAUGAGAACGCCCGAAGUGCAACUAAGUGGCGCCAAACCGAAGGCCCCACCCAGACCAUUCAGUGGCUAUGCUAACAGAGGGACGGAGUUGGGGGGCAAUCCGAACACCCGACCGAAGCAGCCGCAUUCAGGGGGUAGAGAGAGUAAACCACGGACAUGCUUUGAAUGCGGGUCCCAGGGGCACAUUCGCAUUAACUGCCCUCGUCUGCGUGAAAGACGGCCUCAAAAUACGGUUAACGCGAACCGCGAUGACAGACUAACAGCAAGGGUGUGCUACUGGAUGCUGUAAUGAGGGCGAAAGCCGCUUGCUGAACGUGACGUUACGUUGCAAGGGUAAAGAAAUAGCAGCAAUUGUUGACAGUGGGGCCGAGAUCACCGUUGUUAGAGAAAGCGUUGUUCCAGAUGAAUUAGUGCAGUCGCACGGAAAAAUCAGGCUGAGAUCGGCGUUCGGCGAGGAAGUAGAAGCGAAAUUGGCAGUGCUCCCCUUGGCUGUCAGGCAAGGUCGCCCCUCGUUUGCUUGCGUGGCGGAACAGACACCACUAUUGUGCGCCCUUACUGACAAAUUGGACUCACGCACAGACUGUCUUAUUUCUGCAGAGGAUUGGGGUAUUUUGCAAGAACAGAACGAUUGUGAUGAAGGUCCGAUCAUAGAGAGAAACGCCCCUGUAAUGGCCCCAGAGCUAGU
Messenger RNA from Dermacentor silvarum, 2059 nucleotides. RefSeq lists its product as uncharacterized. Bases 635 to 1663 code for a protein of 342 amino acids. NCBI's taxonomy places the organism in Eukaryota, Metazoa, Arthropoda, Arachnida, Ixodida, Ixodidae. Gene Ontology annotation, molecular function: nucleic acid binding; zinc ion binding. The record is from RefSeq and is a predicted model, not a curated record. The transcript has a single exon.